UCGCAGGAGCUUAGUGGUGCUGUCUUACCCUCUCUCUCGCUUUCUUUCUCCGGCUCAUUCUUUUUGCUAUUGUUCCCUCACUCAGCUUUCAACAUGGUCGAGGCUUUCGUUGGCACAUGGAACUUAAAGGAGAGCAAGAAUUUCGAUGACUACAUGAAAGCCCUCGGCGUGGGUUUUGCUACACGUCAGGUUGGCAGUAUGACCAAACCCACGACCAUUAUUUCCAUGGACGGCGAUAUCAUUACACUUAAGACCGUCAGCACUUUCAAAUCCACAGAAAUCAACUUCAAACUGGGAGUGGAGUUCGAUGAGACCACCGCAGAUGACCGUAAAGUCAAGUCAAAACUAACACUGGAUGGAGAGAAGUUGGUUCAUGUUCAGAAAUGGGAAGAUAAAGAGACGACCCUGGUCCGAGAAAUCAGUGGCAACAAUCUCACAUUGACACUGACACUUGGCGACAUCGUCUCCACGCGACACUAUGAGAAGGGAGAAUAAAGGGAAACCUCAGUUACAACCUGUCCUCUUAUCCUGACGACAUAUUGUCAAUGGUUAUGUACAUUUUCAACCCUUUCUUUAGCACCGUUCCAGAAAGUCAGAAUAAAAUUCCAACUUCGUACCUCCAGAUGUCUGUACGAUUGCUUUUCUUGGGUGUGUGAUAUGCCACUACGUUCAGUGUUAACAUCUACAUCUUUGGUUUGCAAUAAAUGUGACAUUUGCUCCAAA
Molecule: messenger RNA, 723 nt
Organism: Triplophysa rosa
Lineage: Eukaryota; Metazoa; Chordata; Actinopteri; Cypriniformes; Nemacheilidae
Gene: fabp3
Product: fatty acid binding protein 3, muscle and heart
Exons: 4
Coding region: 94-495 (133 amino acids)
Biological process (GO): fatty acid transport
Cellular component (GO): nucleus; cytosol
Molecular function (GO): fatty acid binding
Source: RefSeq, a predicted model, not a curated record